Molecule: messenger RNA, 1629 nt
Organism: Oryza sativa Japonica Group (Japanese rice)
Lineage: Eukaryota; Viridiplantae; Streptophyta; Magnoliopsida; Poales; Poaceae
Biological process (GO): tRNA processing
Molecular function (GO): tRNA dihydrouridine synthase activity; flavin adenine dinucleotide binding
Source: RefSeq, a predicted model, not a curated record
AGGACCAGAGCCCAGAGGCAAAUCACUAGCAUGCGAUUCGCUCCCAUCCUCCGGAACCCGCGCCGCCGCCGCCUCCUCCGCUCCGUAAACCCUAGCCUCGCCGCCAUGUCGCCGCCGGCCGCCGCCCACCUCGCCACCGCCUCCGAUCCCGACGAGGACCUCUGCUUCACCACCGAAUCGGUCGCGCCCGCGGAGGAGACCGCCCCGCCCUUGCCCGCCCCUCCGCCGCCGGUGUCCGCGGAGGAGAGGGUGGAGCGCGCGUGGGCGCACUGGAGGCGGCUGGGCUCCCCGAAGAUGGUGGUGGCGCCCAUGGUGGACAACUCGGAGCUCCCCUUCCGCAUGCUGUGCCGCCGCUACGGGGCGACCGGGGCAUACACGCCCAUGCUCCACUCCCGCAUCUUCUCCGAGAACGAGAAGCACAGGGCCAUGGAGUUCACCACAUGCAAGGAGGACCGUCCACUUUUUGUUCAGUUUUGUGCAAAUGAUCCUGACAUUUUGUUACAAGCAGCAAAGAUUGUGGAACCGUACUGCGACUAUGUCGAUAUCAAUUUUGGAUGCCCACAGCGCAUUGCUAGAAGGGGGUACUAUGGUGCGUUUCUCAUGAACAACCUUCCUCUCGUAAAAUCCCUUGUACAGAAUCUAUCAGCAAACCUCCAUGUUCCAGUAUCAUGCAAGAUUCGCAUAUUCCCGCGACUGGAGGACACACUGGCCUACGCAAAGAUGCUUGAAGAAGCUGGUGCUUCUCUGGUAGCUGUGCAUGGGCGGACUAGAGAUGAGAAGGAUGGGAAGAAAUUUCGAGCUGACUGGGAUGCCAUUAAAGCUGUCAAAGAUGCUCUUAGGAUACCUGUACUUGCAAAUGGAAACAUUCGCCAUUUGGAUGAUGUGAAGGAUUGCCUUGAACAUACUGGUGCUGAUGGUGUGCUUUCAGCUGAAACUCUUCUAGAAAAUCCAGCAUUGUUUGCUGGUUUCCGGACAAAGGAAUGGAAAGAAAAUGGUGAUGAAGAUGAAGCUAGUGGCUUAGACCAGGCUGAUCUAGUCAUUGAGUAUUUGAAACUGUGCGAGCAGUACCCUGUUCCAUGGAGAAUGGUUCGAUCCCAUGUUCACAAGAUGCUAGGGGACUGGUUUAGGGUGCAUCCUCAAGUGAGGGAGGAACUCAAUGCUCAGUCCAAGCUCACUUUCGAGUGGUUGCAUGAUAUGGUAAAGAGGCUGAAGGAUCUUGGUGGAGGAAUACCGCUUUACAGAAACAAUAAUGCUUUACAGACUACAUCAAAUGGGCUAGCUGCAAGCAACGCCUGAUGAUCACCUUCCAAUUUUGAUCAUUCAACAUAUAGCUUACCAAUUUAUCAACCAAGAUUUUAGCAACAAAGCACUUGGUUUUAACUUACAUCAGUAUACAUCGAAACAUCAUUGUUGUAGUGCAACAUCACAUUUCCUGAUAAGAAAGGAAGUUUUGAGUAAUCAUUUUUACCUGUUGCUCAGUUAGCAUGUUUUGAGCAACUACUACGAUCACCUUAUUAUCUGUAACAACUGGUGUAUAACUAAUUCUAUACUUGCAUGCAUUAUUGUAAUGUUCCGCAUACGGUCGAUUUUUUAUGAGAAUGAUAGCUGCUUGCUGGUUGAGCUGGUGCA